This is a messenger RNA of Dromiciops gliroides (monito del monte), 1018 nucleotides long. RefSeq names its product C-C motif chemokine ligand 20 (gene CCL20). The record is from RefSeq and is a predicted model, not a curated record. Gene Ontology annotation, cellular component: extracellular region. Gene Ontology annotation, molecular function: CCR chemokine receptor binding; chemokine activity. The transcript has 4 exons. The coding region runs from base 68 to 367 and encodes 99 amino acids. Gene Ontology annotation, biological process: positive regulation of GTPase activity; chemokine-mediated signaling pathway; G protein-coupled receptor signaling pathway. NCBI's taxonomy places the organism in Eukaryota, Metazoa, Chordata, Mammalia, Microbiotheria, Microbiotheriidae.
GCUAGCUGGUCUUCCAGUGCACUUCCAUGAGCCACAGCCCCCAAAGCAUUAGUGCACAGAGUGGAAAAUGACCCGAGUUGGCAGCAAGAGCCUGAUCUUGGCAGCUUCGUUAGCAGCUCUGCUGCUCUGCCUCUUUGACACAUCUCAAGCAGCUAGCACCUUUGAUUGCUGCCUCCAGUAUACAGAACAUUCUAUCUCAAGUAAAUUGAUCAAAGGCUAUGCAGAACAGCGGUCAUAUGAAGCCUGUGACAUCGACGCCAUCAUCUUUUAUACUAGACGAUACUCUGUGUGUGCUGAUCCAAAGGAACCAUGGGUGAAACGUACCCUCAAGAUUUUAAGUAAAAGACUCAAGAAGAUGUCAAAGUAAUUGAAAUGGAACUGGAAAGAAGACCAAAAGGCAAAAGAACCUAAACUAGGUUGGAAGUUCUUCCUGCACCUCAUUGUGUGCUUGUCAUCUAUUUAAUGUGGAUAUCAUUGGAUCUAUCCAAUUGGUGAAGUUGAUUCAUAUUGCAUCAUAGUUUUGCUUUUUAAAGCAUCAUAUAAAAGCUUGACAUUUUCUUUUAUGUUGUUGUAUUUAUAGAUAGUUUAUGUGCCCAUUAAAUGUUUGGCAUUUAGAACUUUUCACAACUUGGCCCUGAUCUAUUUUUUCAAUCUGUGGUCUAGCCAAACUGUCAUUCUUGCCAUUCCUCACACACAACACUCAAUCUCUGUUCUCCACACUUUGCCACAAGCUGUUCCUCAUGCCUGGAAUGCACUUCUUCCUCACUUCCACUGCUUGGAAACUCUAAGUUCCCUUCAAAGCUCAACUCAAGGGCUACCUUCUAGAUGAAGUUGUUCCUGAGUCACCCAGAAACACCUGCCUCCCCUCCCCCAAUCUGUAUUUAUUUUUCAUAUAAUUGUACAUGUACAUGUUGUCUUCCUUGAUAGAAUGUAAGUCCCUUGUGGACAAGGGCUGUUUCCUAGCACCUAGUGUAGUAGCUGGCACAUAGUAGGUGCUUAAUAAGACUAUAUUGCAGUA